Molecule: messenger RNA, 2540 nt
Organism: Verruconis gallopava
Lineage: Eukaryota; Fungi; Ascomycota; Dothideomycetes; Venturiales; Sympoventuriaceae
Exons: 3
Coding region: 237-2270 (677 amino acids)
Biological process (GO): amino acid transmembrane export from vacuole
Source: RefSeq, a predicted model, not a curated record
GGACGUCAAAUCCAGAUACCACGUAGUCCAGUCUGCUCCACCAUUUAUUCCACCGACAUGCCCUCUUCCGGCAUUCGCUGUCCAGACUCGCCCGCCUUGUGAAAGCCUCCUCUCGCCCUUUUGCUGCUUUUGACUUUGGCGGACCCAAAAGGGCAGGCCAGAGGUUCAGGGUCCACCACACGCAUGACGCGCCGCCGCAGCUAGCUAGCUGAUCCCAGCCCGCGCCCGCCAGGCAGAUGGAGCCUCGAGCUCCGUCACCUGGAAUCCCGCAUCCGCUACAGCCUCCGCUGCAGCCUCAGAUACAGCCGCGUCUCUGCGACGUAUCCUCGACAUCGAAAGCGUCGAGCGUACAUGCGCUAAGCAUCACGCAGAGCAACGAGGCCGACGAUGAACGCUCGCUAAGCGAGUCUGACGAUCCAGCCGAGGACGACGACGACGACGACGACGACUUGUUCAGCAUGGGGCCGGACAGCAGCACUGUUCGGGAUGCGACGGAGAGGCCCAUGUACGAAGGCGAGGACACGCGAUAUACGAGCAGCAAGGAGCUGAGGGGAUUCUUCAUGUAUGGAUGGGCCGCUGAGGUUUUCGUCGUGUGCGGUAUGGGAUCUUUCAUCCCCAUCACGCUCGAACAGCUGGCGAGAGAACGAGGAUGGCAAGAGAACGACAGAAGCAAGCCGUGCACUGCGGGGGUACACGUACCGGCCUCGUUCCCGAAUUCGACGGCGAACUUUGCAAAGCCGCCCGCGGGCGAUGCACAGCAAUGUGUAGUAGAUAUAUUGGGCGUGGAAAUCAACACUGCCAGUUUCGCCAUGUACACGUUCUCCAUAAGUGUGCUCGUCCAGGCAUUGAUCAUCAUAUCCAUGUCCGGCGCUGCAGACCAUGGUAGAUUCAGAAAGACCUUCCUUCUUACCUUCGCAUUUGCUGGGAGUACGGCGACAAUGCUGUUUCUGCCCAUAGUGCCUGCAGUGCUCGUACUUGGGGCUUUGCUUGCAAUCAUUGCGAACACGUGCUUCGGUGCGUCUUUUGUGCUUCUGAACUCCUUCUUGCCGCUCCUCGUUCGACAUCACCCUGAGGUGCUCUUGGACGAUUCGAGCGAGGAGGAAUACUCGGAAACGUCAGUAGACGAGAAUGAGAGGGAAAGUCCGGAAGGGCCAGAAGAGACGACAGCCCUUCUGUCAAGCGAUCCGACAGCAGUAAAGGAUGAUGACCGGCAACCUCCGACUUCGACUUCGCGAGAACUGCGCCUCUCGACACGGAUAUCAUCUUACGGCAUCGGCAUAGGUUACAUCGCCGCACUUAUAGUACAAGCGGCGUGCAUCAUGGCAGUACGCCUCAUGCAAUCCACUCUUUUCUCCCUCCGCCUCGCUCUCUUCAUAAUUGGCGCAUGGUGGUUUGUCUUCACGAUUCCCGUCGCGUUUUGGCUGCGGUCACGACCCGGCCCACCACUGCACCUUGAUCCAAACAAGAGCAACAUGGGAACGGCAUGGGAAUACUUCAAGUAUUCCUGGAAGUCGCUUUGGCGGUCUGUGAGACAUGCAAGGCGCUUGAAGGAUGUCCUCCUGUUCUUGGGCGCGUGGUUUAUGAUUUCCGAUGCGGUGGCGACGGUGAGCGGCACGGCGAUUCUAUUUGCAAAGACGAGCCUUGAGAUGAAACCCGCCAGUUUGGCACUGAUCACGGUCACGGCAACAGUAUCUGGCAUCGCAGGCGCCUUCACAUGGAGCAAGCUCUCUGUCAUGGUUGGACUACGACCUGGGCAAACGAUUUUGGCAUGCAUCUGCCUCUUCGAACUUAUCCCGAUCUAUGGGCUACUCGGUUACAUACCUGCGAUACGCAGACUAGGAGUACUUGGUUUGCAACAACCGUGGGAAAUGUACCCGCUAGGUGCUGUGUACGGCUUUGUCAUGGGAGGUCUGUCAAGCUUCUGCAGAUCUUUCUUUGGCGAGCUCAUUCCUCCUGGUUUUGAGGCCGCAUUCUACGCGCUGUACGCCAUCACAGACAAAGGAAGCAGCAUCUUUGGUCCGGCCAUUGUGGGUGCCAUUACCGAUGCCACGGGCGAAAUCAGACCAGCGUUCUGGUUCUUGGCUGUCUUGAUAGGCUUACCCUUUCCGCUGAUGUUGUUAGUCGACGUCGAGCGGGGCAGGAGAGAUGGAAUUGCAAUGGCUCAGGAAUUGGAAGAGGCAGAGGCGCUAGAAAGCAGCCACGAGUAUGCGAGAAACGAUCCAGGUCCGAUACAUCUAAUCGACGAGGAAGAUGACGAGCGGAGGGGAUAAUGUCCCUUUGUUUCAUUGCGGCUUUACAAAUGUGUUCGUCACGUAGCAAACUAUCUGGAGAUCUGUGGCAUCGGUCGCGUCGCGCGGAGAAUAGAUGGAGAGUCGUCCUUCAUUUGGCAUUGUGUUGCGGUCAGCAUUCUCUCGGCGCAAUGUGGUUUGAUGCAUAGCAUUGUUAUACAUUGGCAUUGUGCGGGUGUUGAUUUUGCACACCUCGCAAGUUUGAAUAGUAAUCACUUGGCACCACUCGACUUUUGCUUGCUUAGAACUACG